Messenger RNA from Diaporthe batatas, 4452 nucleotides. RefSeq lists its product as uncharacterized. NCBI's taxonomy places the organism in Eukaryota, Fungi, Ascomycota, Sordariomycetes, Diaporthales, Diaporthaceae. The transcript is spliced from 5 exons. Gene Ontology annotation, biological process: transmembrane transport. The coding region runs from base 1572 to 3452 and encodes 626 amino acids. Gene Ontology annotation, molecular function: transmembrane transporter activity. The record is from RefSeq and is a predicted model, not a curated record.
GAAUUAUACUGCUUGAUCGGUCUUGUGGGGUCGUUUUGCACAGACUUGCAUGCAUGAGGCCCAGGGCCAAUGUUUGUCGGGCGUGCCGAUCCAUCGCCAUUAUGGGCUCCAGGGCUCCGAGGGUCUUACUCGGCUUUGUGCCGUUCUUGAGGCAUUGAACCAGCCCAGCAUCACCCACACUACGGUGAUCCGGUCAUCGAACGGUACUGGUCAGGACUGGCGCGCCCUUUGUGUAAUUCACAAAGCCCCUGGUGCGAUCCAACAAGGAAAACGCCGAAUGUCAGCGUGACUCGGAGCCGCAAUCGGACAGCAUGACAGUCGAGGCCCGGCCGGAAGUCGGGAGAGCAGCCGGUCAAGUUCCAUUACCCUCCAUCCUGGACAUGGUCCAUAUGCCAUUGCCCCAACACGUCUCCAUUUGCUAAUCAAUCUAAAGUUGAGCCUCGGGCUUCAUAUCCAGACGAAACGCUCACCCGGCGACUUGCAAGACGGCCAGCCAUACUUGUCAGUCCUGGGAGGGGGGUUCAGCGGCCGCGGGGUCUGUCAUGUGCGACUUCAGGACCACCAAUCGAGCAGGCCAUCCGUCAAACUGCCGUCCCACCCGUGGGGUUGUUAGACUACACUACACCAUGUCGAGAGAGGAAUAGUGGGUCUAGAAACACAACAGGGGCGACCACUCCUCUGCCCUCUCGGGCCAUCUGCUUGGCGGCCAUGCCACGGUAAUAGGCCGCGGAUAACGGCGACAACGACACCAGCAACUUCUAUCUUUUUUUUUCUUCGCCUCACAUGCGGCUAGCUCGUGUUAGCCAACGGCCGCACCAGUCAUGGGUCUGAUCCCAGGACUGUAACCGGUUCCUGUGUGGCUGGAUGCUGGUCCUGGUCAUCGAGCCCGAUCCAGCAGCCCGGGAGUGACCAACUUCUGCUUGCCGCCUGUCCACCGAUACUCGGACCGUACCCGUCAUUCGAGUCAACUGGUCGGUGUCAUUCUCUUAAUCGACCUGUAUGUGUGUGGCAAGGAAAAAGAGUCUUCCUGGCUUCGGCCUAUCGUUCGGUCGAAAGAGCAAGCUAUUCACGACCCACGACGGAUCUGUUGCUGCCGGCAGCCGAUGACUCUUUGUGGCAACCCGCCCUCCCAGACCCGGAUGCCACCUCGCGCGGGAAUGUACUCAGACCUACAGAUGCACAGGAGCGAAUACAGUCUAGCAGUCCAGAUAAGGCGAGAGCCCUGCUGUCACCACAAGGCGGUGGGGCCCGCCCCUGGCUAGCCUCUUUCUUGUCUUCUCCUGCCCUACCGCUGCGAUAUCGUCUCCCCAAUAUGUGGGAACCUCCCCCGGACUACUACUAUGUAUAUCGCCCUGGCCCCAUUCCGCCCGGGUUUGGUCCGACUGACGGGAUUUUCCCGAUUAUAUUGUCAUUCUUUCCCACCUUAUAUGUGCCGUCUUCUCAGUCCUACAUGAUCUAUUAACCCCCUCUUGGCAAACGAGUACCUCGUUUCGCCUGCGAUGAUACCUACAUCCUCCCCCCUCAUUCUUUAAAAGGAGUUUCUUGAAGUCCCUACCCCCUGCCACAUCGUGAUGGCCAAGACGGAGAAACAACCCCAUGUCCCUGCCGCGGGAGAGCCGCACAGUCAGGAACAAGACCACGACAGCUACGGUCACGAUCUAGAGGCAGGGCGGGUCGAGAAGGAAGGGGACCGCCACUCGACAACCCUCUCGGCCUCGGAGCACUCAGAGGACAACUUGUCAGCGUCGUCCAGCCCGUCCUCCUCCCGCCGGCACAGCACCGCGAGCUCGAGAAGGGGCGGUUCCCCGACCCGGCGGGCGCAGAGCCCCGGCGGCAGCCCCGUGGCCCGCGUCUCGACCAACGUCUCGCUCGGACCGGACAACCCCGUUGAGCACUACACCUCCUUCGUCGAGGUCCCGGACUCGGUCUACGACCGGAUCCCGCAGCACCGCAAGCUGGUCAUCAUCGCCCUGCUGUCGUACUGUGCCUUCCUGGCGCCUAUCUCGUCCACCACCGUGCUCUCCGCUGUCCCUGAGGUCGCCGCCACCUAUAAAACGAACGGAUCCAUUAUUGGCCUGUCCAAUGCGCUGUAUAUGCUUUUUAUGGGCCUCUCGCCCAUCGUCUGGGGGCCCUUCAGUGAGGUAUGGGGUAGAAAGAGCAUCACUUGUACGACAGCAGUUCUUUUCCUUGGGUGUAGCAUCGGUACGGCGCUGGCGCCCAACCUGGCCGCCUUCUUCAUAUUCCGCAUCUUGACCGCCUUUGAGGGAACAGCAUUCCUCCUUGUUGGUUCCGCGUGUCUACAAGACAUCUUCCGCCCCACGGAACGAGCCACGGCGAUGGGGUGGUUCCUCAGCGGGACUCUGGUCGGGCCAGCCAUCGGCCCGUUCAUAGGCGGCAUUAUCGUCACGUAUACUGACUGGACCGUCAUCUUCUGGGUGCAGGCCGGACUCGCAUUGGUGGCGGCGCUCGGGACCUUCUUCUUGCUGCCCGAGACAAUACACCACAAGAAGUAUGACGACCUCGAGGGCUUAAGCACGAAGAGAAAGGCGCAUGUACUCGCCAACAUGGUCAACCCGUGGAGGGUGCUCAAGCUCUUCCUAUUGUACCCGAAUCUUAUCUUGACUGGGAUUGCAUCUUCAUCCCUCGUUUGGAACAUGUACUCGCUACUCACGCCGAUCCGGUACGUCCUCAACCCACGCUUCGGUCUCACGACGCCCAUGCAGUCCGGCCUGUUCUACCUGGCCCCGGGGGCGGGCUACCUGCUGGGGACCUUUGUCGGGGGCCGGUACGCCGACCACGUGGUGAAGAAAUACAUCAGGAAGAUGGGGGGCAAGCGGGUGCCCGAGGACAGGCUGCGCUCGGCGGUCCCGUUCAUGGGCUUGGUGAUCCCGGGCUGCGUGCUGAUCUACGGCUGGAGCGUGGAGAAGAACGUCGGCGGGAUCCCGCUGGCCGUCAUCGUGCUGUUCCUGCAGGGCGUGGCGCAGCUGUUCUGCUUCCCCAGCCUCAACACGUACUGCCUGGACGUCAUGCCGGGCCGGGGCAGCGAUGUCAUCUCGGGCAACUACGUCGUGCGUUACCUGUUUGGGUGCCUCGGCACCGGCGUCGUGCUGCCCGCUGUGGAGGGCAUCGGCGUGGGCUGGUUCAGUACUAUCAGCGCGGCGUUCCUCGUGUGCAGCGCCGGGGGGCUGCUGGCCACCAUCAGAUGGGGCGGCGGGUGGAGGGAGACGGCUGAUCGCAAGAGGAGGGCAAGGAAGCUGGCGCGGACAGAGAAGGAUAAGGCGAGGGAGCCGAGGCAUACGGAGGGUUUUGGCAGGCCCUCGUCGAGUCCUGUAGGGCCUGACCACGAACAUGAGAGGCCAGGGCACAUGGGUGCUGAGAAGCAGCGCGUGCAGGCGUCAGCAGAGGUGGGCGCGUCGAUACCGAAGGGUGCGAGCCCAGAAACGACGUCAUGAGGAGCAAGCUCUGAUGGACGAGGCUUGGAUCUUGGGCUCGCCUGAUAAAUCGGUCCAGAGCCGCCCGCAGAUAAAAUCGUGAUUGUAUCAGCGACCUCGGGAUGCCAUGACGUGAGCCCGUGUCCCUUUGCCCGUCUCGUCAUGCAGCUCCCAGGAGGCCAUGCUACCGUGAGAGUUUGAAAAUGAGACUGAGGUUCUCGGUGCACUCUGGACGGGACGGCUGCCCAGAUCCAGUGAGCCCGUGAAACUAGAAGUUUGGACAUUUGCGCAAGGGCAAUCGGAGAGAAGCUCCGACGGUAUGUCCCCAUCUUAGGGCUGUAUGGGAAUAUACUCGGAGGUUGCUGAUGUUGGCAUACAAGGCUGAGACCACAUCGAGCAUCGUGUGCACAACGCGUCAAGCCAUCCCGCGAAAGCCCGCCGACGGAUAGCAGGCUGCCCGGCUACGUUCUGGAAAGCGCAACAUCUUUACCGGCCCCCAUGUAUGUCACCCAAGGCCGGGGGCUUGGUGGCCCGUUGGUCUUGAUCUGUUCGGACAGUUUUCCCGCUUUUUGACACCGCGGGCAAUUUCCGUAGGCAUCAGACUACCGUUGCUGAUCGUGUUUCCAUCCUAGUACGAAGUAGGUCUGCUCAGGUGUCCGGGCAUCUCCCCAGCCCAGCCCCAGCCCCAAUCUCGUAUGGCACGGCAUCAUAUUAGACAACUUCCUGGCCUUCUAUGGGAUAGCCUCCUUUGGGGGUGCUCUAGAUAGACAGACAGACAAGUUGAAGGGGCUUUGGUAUACCAUUCAAAACGGGUUAAAGGUGGUGUCCUGGUCAAUGCCGCUGAUCGGGAAACCAAAAGGCACAACUGGCUGGCUGGCUUUGUCCCAACAGGUUGGCUUAAAUCGACACCGAGAUGUGGCACCUGUAGUAUUCCUGCUGGGGACUCGGGACUCGACCUCUGAGAUGAAUUCAGACGGAAGGUGGUGUCGUCUAAUAAGAGGACGGGACACCUGGAGACGGA